AUGUUGGCAACAGCAUACUGGCUUGAGGGCCGGUGGGAAGAGGCCGAGCAGCUCCAGGUGCAGGUGAUGGAGACUCACAAGAGGAAGCUCGGCAAGGAUCAUCCCGACACGAUGACUAGUAUGGCCAACCUGGCCCUGACGUAUUGGGAACGGGGCCGGUGGGAAGAGGCCGAGCAGCUCCAGGUGCAGGUGACGGAAACGAGCAAGAUAAAGCUCGGCGAGGAUCAUCCCAACACGCUGACGAGUAUGGCCAACCUGGCAUCGACGUACCGGGACCAGGGCCGGUGGGAAGAGGCUAGGAAACUCGAGGUGCAGGUGAUGGAUAUCUGCACUAUAAAGCUCGGCAAGGGUCAUCCCGACACAUUAGCGAGUAUGGACAACCUAGCAUUGACUUAUUCGAACCAGGGCCGGUGGGAGGAGGCUGAGAAACUCGAGGUGCAGGUGAUUGAGACCCGCACCAAGAAGCUCGGCGAGGAUCAUCCGUACACAUUGACGAGUAUAGACAACCUAGCAGGGAUGUAUUGGGGCCAGGGCCGGUGGGAAGAGGCCGAGCAACUCUUUAUUAUGGGCAAUCUGGCAACGACUUAUUCGAACCAGGGCCGAUGGGAAGAGGCCGAGAAACUCAAUAUACAGGCGAUGGAGAUUCGCAAUACUAAGCUCGGCGAGGAUCAUCCCGCCACACUGACGAGUAUGGCCAAUCUGGCAGCGACGUAUUACGAACAGGGCCGUUGGGAAGAGGCCGAGAAACUCAAUAUACAGGUGAUAGAGACUCGCAAGACGAAGCUCGGCGAGGAUCAUCCCGACACGCUCACGAGUAUGGCUAACCUAGCAAUAACGUAUUGGGACCAGGGCCGGUGGGAAGAGGCCGAGCAGCUCGACGUGCAGGUGAUGGAGACUCGCAAGACAAAGCUCAGCGAGGACCAUCCCGACACGCUGUCGAGUAUGGCCAAUCUAGCAUCGACGUACCGGAACCAGGGCCGGUGGGAAGAGGCCGAGCAGCUCAACGUGCAGGUGAUAGAGACUCGCAAGACGAAGCUCGGCGAGGAUCAUCCCGACACGCUGUCGAGUAUGGCCAAUCUAGCAUCGACGUACCGGAACCAGGGCCGGCAACCUAGCAUUGACUUAUUCGAACCAGGGCCGGAAGAGGCCGAGAAACUCAAUAUACAGGUGAUAGAGACUCGCAAGACGAAGCUCGGCGAGGAUCAUCCCGACACGCUCACGAGUAUAGCUAACCUAGCAAUAACGUAUUUCAAACAGGGCCAGUGGGAAGAGGCUGAGAAGCUGGAUAGGCGGGUGAUAGAGACUCGCAAGACGAAGCUCGGCGAGCACCAUCCCGACACGAUUUCGAGCAUGGCCAAGCUGGCAAUGACGUAUUGGGACCAGGGCCGGUGGGAAGAGGCCGAGCAGCUCGAGGUGCAGGUGAUGGAGGCUCUUAAGACGAAGUUUGGCAUGGACCAUCCCGACACGCUGAUGAGCAUGGCCAACCUGGCAUUGACGUACUGGAACAUGGGCCGGUGGAAAGAGGCCGAGCAGCUCGGGCUGCAGGUGAUGGAGACUCGCGAGACGGAGCUCGGCGCGGACCAUCCUGACACAUUGGCGAGUAUGAGCAAACUGGCAGCGAUGUACCAGCAGCGGGGCAGGUGGGAGGAGGCCGAGCAACUCCAGAUGCAGGUGAUAGAGAUUCGCAGGGCGAAGCUCGGGGAGGAUCAUCCCGGCACACUGGCAAGCACGGCCUGGCAUCAAAGGACGGGGACUACGGCCCGUGGGAAUAUGGCAGACCCUUCUUUGCGCAGGUGGUGGAGACGCAUAACAAGAAGCUCGGUGAAGUCCACCCUUCCACACUGA
Penicillium canariense is the source of this 1845-nucleotide messenger RNA. RefSeq names its product tetratricopeptide repeat protein. Gene Ontology annotation, molecular function: protein binding. The record is from RefSeq and is a predicted model, not a curated record. Gene Ontology annotation, cellular component: kinesin complex. The transcript is spliced from 4 exons. Lineage: Eukaryota; Fungi; Ascomycota; Eurotiomycetes; Eurotiales; Aspergillaceae. The coding region runs from base 1 to 1845 and encodes 614 amino acids.